CUUUAAAUACUCCCCACUCUUCCCGGCGUGAGUCACAAGGUCCACUCGUCUCCGCUCCGCUUUCCCCGCGUGGGCCGGGCCGCACUCGCCUCCCCGCCUCCUCCUCGGCAGCUCCCUCGGUCCCGUCGGCCCGUUCAUCCUCCGGCCCUUUCCGUUCCGCCGGAUUCAUGCGCAGCUCUCGCCCUCCUCGGUCGCCAUGCAGAACAACCACCACAAGGAGCGUCUCUACAAAAUUCUAGUGAUAGGAGACCUCGGAGUCGGCAAGACCAGCAUCAUCAAGCGCUACGUCCAUCACAACUUCAGCCCCAACUACCGAGCCACGAUCGGGGUGGACUUCGCCCUCAAAGUGCUCAACUGGGAGCAGGAGACGGUUCGGCUGCAGCUGUGGGACAUCGCAGGUCAGGAGAGGUUUGGCAACAUGACCCGCGUGUACUACCGCGAGGCCGUGGGCGCCUUCAUUGUGUUCGACGUGACGCGUCCCGCCUCCUUCGAGGCCGUCACCAAAUGGAAGGAGGACUUGGAUUCCAAACUGACACUUGCCAACGGGAAGCACGUGGCCACUGUGCUCCUGGCCAAUAAAUGCGACCAGGGCCGCGACGUGCUCACCAAUAACGGAAUAAAAAUGGAGCAGUUCUGCCAGGAGAACGGCUUCGCGGGCUGGUACGAGACGUCGGCGAAGGAGAACAUCAACAUCGACGAGGCGGCCAACUGCCUGGUGAAGCACAUCAUCGCCAGCGAGAACGACAUGCUCCAAUCAGAAGUCUCCGACACCAUCACGCCCCUGUUAGACAAGGACAGAGGCCGGACGUGCUCGUCCUGCUUCAGGUCCCAGUGAGCGCCGCUGACGGCCGGCCGGACGUCCUUUUGGAUCUCAUUACGCAGAGAAAGUUGGGUUUUCUGUGGGCGAGAGACAGAGGGGGAGCUGCGCUGGCUGUCUUAUAGUGAGGAGCUACGGGUGCCAACACUUCUCCUCUUGGGUGACUAAUGUUGGGGGUGAGGUAAGGAGACGGGUGGAGGGUGACAGGGAGGCAGCUGGCUCAGGAAAUGGAUGGACUGAAGUGGGGGGAGAGAGAGAGAGCGAGAGAGAGGGAGAGAGAGAUGCAGCUGUGUGCACUUGUCAAUGGCAAGGUUACCCUCUGGGUGACUUAAGUCUCGACACUGCCGCUCUGGUUGCCAUGGCGACACCCUUAAUGAACACAUGCACAGAUGGAGAGGUUGUAGCAAAUCACAGUGUAUAAUGUAUUAGAGGUCCAAGGACGUGAUCUUUGUUCCCACACCGUCAGCUCUACUCAACCGCCCCCCCCCCCCCUCCCCCUUUCUCACUCCGUCUCCCCCUUCAGUCUCUUGCUCACUCGCCUCUUUCAGCGACAGCUCGUGCUAAUCGGCAGAACGACGAGCCAGAUGUUUUAGACGGGGACCUGGACUUACAGUGCGUCGAUGAGAUGUCUAACGGUGUGGUUUUAAUUUACUUGGCCGUUUUUGUACCUCUGUCCUUGUGAAGAAUGUGACCAGGUUGUGGCGUCUCCAGUGAUGAGCAUCCUCAGAUUAUGUACUUAAAGUGCCUCCUCUGUUACGAACCGAUUUUAUUGAAUGUCCUCAGCUGAUAUAUUCACACUAUGUUGUUUGUACAAGUGCAUUUAAAGGUAUGAUGACCUUCACUGGAAUACAAUUCUACUCAUUUCCAUGGCAACGUAAUGAGACUAAGCUGUGCCCGGUUCAUUCAGUGUUUUUAUAUAUGGAAUCUUCAACCUAUCGUUCACCAUUUGUAAUAUUUGUAAUUAUAGGAUGAAUGCAUGUAUAAACAUGUACAUAUGCGCAGUUUACAGAUGCUGAUUAGAACCAAAGAUGUCUCCAGUUUUCCACAUGUUCGUAUGAAUAAACCAGAGCUUUACUGACCCACA
Molecule: messenger RNA, 1901 nt
Organism: Betta splendens (Siamese fighting fish)
Lineage: Eukaryota; Metazoa; Chordata; Actinopteri; Anabantiformes; Osphronemidae
Gene: rab38a
Product: RAB38a, member RAS oncogene family
Exons: 3
Coding region: 197-835 (212 amino acids)
Biological process (GO): vesicle-mediated transport
Cellular component (GO): trans-Golgi network; Golgi apparatus; vesicle
Molecular function (GO): GTPase activity; GTP binding
Source: RefSeq, a predicted model, not a curated record